This is a messenger RNA of Panicum hallii, 1161 nucleotides long. RefSeq names its product dormancy-associated protein homolog 3-like. The transcript has 3 exons. NCBI's taxonomy places the organism in Eukaryota, Viridiplantae, Streptophyta, Magnoliopsida, Poales, Poaceae. Bases 229 to 669 code for a protein of 146 amino acids. The record is from RefSeq and is a predicted model, not a curated record.
GCUUCCUUGCUCCUCCAAAGAAGAAAGGAGAGCAGCAGAGCAACAGGAAGGACUCUGCCAGAUCGAGCCGCACUUCUCCUCCCUCUCAUCCGAGAAGAACAUCAAACAAGAAACCAGAGAGCUAGAACAGAGCAAAGAUGACCUGAGGCUAAGCAAAACGCACGCACACUCCUCUUCGACGCGCGCACGCACGUAGAGGACGCGCAGGACGGACUUGCACUCCGGCGCAUGGGUCUCCUGGACCAGCUGUGGGACGACACGGUGGCCGGGCCGCGCCCGGACUCCGGCCUCGGCAAGCUCCGCAAGUACGCCUCCUUCUCGCCCUCCUCCUCCUCCUCGGUGUCCGCUGCCGCGGCCGCGUCGCCGCCCGCAGAGGGGGCGGCGAGCGGCGCCGGCGCCGCGCCACCCGUGACGCGCAGCAUCAGCAUGCUCCGGCCCUCGGCGCUGUCCGUCGUCACGUCGCCGCGCAGCGAGUCCAGCUCCGCGCCAUCGUCGCCGGCCAGCGGCGCCCCGGACUCGCCCUUCGGCGCAGCGACGACGCCCAAGGGAGAGGGCUGGAAGAAGCUGCGCCGGAAAGGCAGGAUGGCCGCCGACGGCGCCGACGCCCCCGGCACGCCGAGGAGCCCCACCGUCUACGACUGGGUGGUGAUCAGCUCUCUGGACCGGUAAACGACGGCACAGGACACCAUCAACUGCUAGCAGCCAACUGAAGGGCAGAUCGGAACACAAGGGCCAUAGAUCGUCUUUCAGAGCUCGACUCCUGAUGAUGGUUUCUGCGCUGCAUACGUUAAAAAUACCCCAAUCUUCUUGUAAACCCCCGUGUGAGAUGCUGCUGUUUCUGUAACAUCUACUAGUACGCUCCUCAUCGGCCCAUGCGUGUCACCGUGUGGCCCAAGCCUUGUAAGUGAAAGAAGGCAACGCAAGCUCUGAUGACCUGACGAGGCUGGCGAGGCCUAUGUAGCACAGUCCUACGGUACCUACUGUUGAAGAGAGUUGUAAGUUGUAACGCUGUAUGAGUGACCGCGCAGCGUCCUCCUGCUUUGUAACUCCAUGAGGUGCUGCUUGUGUAAAAACCUACUAGAAGAGUAUUCGGCAAUAAUGCGUGUGGUUGGGUGUUCUGGAUAAAUGUACAUCCGGUCGAACACUUUCGCCAAUGUCUUA